GCCACGUCACCUACAGGAGAGGAGAGCGCUCGCGCACAGCGCUGUACUGUAUACCGUGGCUUGGAAAUCGGAGGGGUGUGUAUACUUAUACACAUCUCAUCAGGAGCUGUAGGGUACACCGUGCGGACGCACAGCGGUGUGUGUGUGUGUGUAGUGCGGAGACCCAUCAGCAGGACCGGGAGAGAGAGAGUGUACACACACAUCUGGAGAUCAGAGGAGACACCCCUGAGGAUCACCGUCCACAGUCUGUAGUCCGGGGGGCAUUUAUUAUCGCUCUUCAGUGUGUGUGUGUGUGUGUGGCUGAUUAACGCGCCAGGAUGAACGUGUUCCGUCUGGCCGGUGACGUGUCACAUCUGCUCGCCAUCAUCAUCCUCUUCGUGAAGAUCUGGAGGUCCAAGUCCUGCGCAGGUAUCUCAGGGAAGUCCCAGGUGCUCUUUGCAGUGGUUUUCACCACCAGGUAUCUGGACCUGUUCACCGUCUACAUUUCCUUGUACAACACCAUCAUGAAGGUGGUGUUCCUGAUCCUGGCCUAUGCAACACUGUAUCUAAUCUUCAUGCGCUUCAAGAACACAUACGACAGAGAGAACGACUCGUUCCGUGUGGAGUUCCUGUUGGUUCCUGUCGCUGGGCUUUCCUUCCUUGAGAACUAUGCCACCACUCCACUGGAGAUCCUGUGGACAUUCUCCAUCUACCUGGAGUCGGUGGCCAUCCUGCCCCAGCUCUUUAUGAUCACUAAGACGGGCGAGGCCGAAACUAUCACCACGCACUAUCUGUUCUUUUUGGGACUGUACCGCGCCCUCUACCUGGCCAACUGGGUGUGGCGCUACCACACAGAGGGCUUCUUCGACCAGAUCGCCGUCGUCUCCGGAGUGGUGCAGACCAUUUUCUACUGCGACUUCUUCUACCUCUACUUCACCCGAGUGCUCAGAGGAAGUGGGAAGAUGUCUCUGCCAAUGCCAGUCUGAGGGCCUCUUUUGGCUCCGCCCCUUGCAGGUUUUUCUGUAUCAGCGUUUCUCACUCCAUCAACUUUAACUCCAUUUCACAUUUUAAAAGAACUGCAAUUUUUUAUAGUAACUACAAAUCCCAGCCCUGGAGCUCGGCCGCGUGUCAGGAAAUAAAACAGAGAUGUGCCUUAAUGUACAGCGCAAACCCUUUUUAAAAUAUAUAUAUAUAUAUAUAUAUAUAUCUAAACGCCUUAUUGUUACUCCUUUUGAAGAGAGCACACACACGACAAUGUCUUCCCCUGCCACGUCACUGAGUGUCUGUGUGUAUUUGUGUGUGUGUGUUUAUUUAACCUUGUUGAUUCUUGUUAAUGAGUACGAAACCAGAUACAUUCUACAUAAGUUUUUUGCUUUAUUAUUAUUGUUAUCAUUUGUAUGCACGACCAUGCUGUUAAUAUUCCAUCAGUUAUCAGAUACUGACCCAAUCUGUCUGUCUAUUCUCUGUAUAUACACACACACACACUCCCCUGGCGCGCUGUCGCACUGUGUGCUGUAGUGUCACCGUAUGACGGGUUGUGGUGUAGCACCAGGAAAAGGAACAUGUUGUCACUACAGCUUUGUAGCGGUGGCCAAACACUUAGAGUUAAAACUCAACAUGUACGGUUCUGUUGAGGUCACAUGGGUCCAGAGGUGUGUUAGUUCAUGAUUUAAUAAAGAGGAAAGAAUCGAGGUAACUGAUUGAAUAAACAGCAGGUGUGUGUGUGUGUAUAAGUCAUGAGUCUCACAUUGUGUUAAAACAGGAUCAUAAACACGUUUGUCCUUUCCAAAGACUUGAUCUAAAGUAUUUGUUUUCUUUUUUUUAAUCAUAAAGGGAAAAGCUUUUUGUUCUUAAUUGUUUCUGCUUCAUAUUGAGUGUGUUUUGUCAAUAAAACUUCGAUUUUGAGUGUG
Messenger RNA from Clarias gariepinus (North African catfish), 1889 nucleotides. RefSeq names its product KDEL endoplasmic reticulum protein retention receptor 3 (gene kdelr3). Gene Ontology annotation, molecular function: ER lumen protein retrieval receptor activity. Gene Ontology annotation, cellular component: endoplasmic reticulum; membrane; cis-Golgi network. Gene Ontology annotation, biological process: endoplasmic reticulum to Golgi vesicle-mediated transport; protein retention in ER lumen. Lineage: Eukaryota; Metazoa; Chordata; Actinopteri; Siluriformes; Clariidae. The coding region runs from base 318 to 965 and encodes 215 amino acids. The record is from RefSeq and is a predicted model, not a curated record. The transcript is spliced from 5 exons.